UGGGACAGAUCUGUUCCCGCUCCGAGCCCGCAGCGCUCCGGCCUGACACCAUUCCCAGGGAGCUGGUGCCUCAGCCGGGCACCAUGACAGUGCUGUCCCCCAACCUGUCGUGCCCCCACCACUCCAUCGACGACUUCCGCAACAGCGUCUACUCCACGCUCUACUCCAUGAUCAGCAUCAUGGGCUUCGUGGGGAACGGCGUGGUGCUGUACGUGCUGAUCCGCACGUACCGGCAGAAAACGGCCUUCCAGGUCUACAUGCUCAACCUGGCCCUGUCCGACUUCCUGUGCGUGCUCACCCUGCCCCUGCGUGUCAUCUACUACGUGCACAAGGGACACUGGUUCUUCAGCGACUUCCUGUGCCGCCUCUCGUCCUACGCGCUCUACGUCAACCUCUACUGCAGCAUCUUCUUCAUGACGGCCAUGAGCUUCUUCCGCUGCAUCGCCAUCGUCUUCCCGGUCCGCAACAUCAGCCUGGUGUCGGAGAAGAAGGCGAAGUUUGUGUGCGUUGGCAUCUGGGUGUUCGUCACGCUGACGAGCGCGCCCUUCCUGCGCAACGGGACCUACCAGCACGGCAACAAGACCAAGUGCUUCGAGCCGCCAGAGAACUCCCAGAAGACAAACCUGGUGGUGAUCCUGGACCUCAUCGCCCUCUUCGUGGGCUUCAUCUUCCCCUUCGUCGUCAUCACCAUCUGCUACACCAUGAUCAUCCGCACCCUGCUGCGCAACUCCCUGCGGAAGAACGAGGCCAACCGCCGCAAGGCCGUGUGGAUGAUUGUCAUUGUCACCGCCACCUUCCUGGUGAGCUUCACGCCGUACCACGUCCUGCGCACGGUGCACCUGCACACGCUGCGCCUGCGCGGCCCCGGCUGCGGGGACACCGUGUUCCUGCAGAAAGCCGUCAUUGUCACCCUGCCCCUGGCAGCUGCCAACUGCUGCUUUGACCCCCUCCUCUACUUCUUCUCUGGGGGCAACUUCCGGCAGAGGCUCACCACGCUGAGGAAGGCGUCCUCCUCAAGCUUGUCACAAGCCCUCAGGAAAAAGAUCUCCCUGAAGGACAAGGAUGAGGAACCCUUUGGAGAAAGCCAGAGGAGGAAUGGAAGCGCAGCUGUGGCUCCUUUGUAGGGAGGUUAAACUUUCCCCCCAGAGCUCUGGUGGGGGUUGGAGAUCUCCAAACUCUUCCAGAAGAUGGGGUGGAGGCUUUCAAGUUGCAGUUAAAUAACUGUGGACAGUCCCUGGUAUGUGGUACUUGGUGGCAGAGCCACUGCUGGGGCUGGGCAGACCCUGGGACCCUCAGAGCCACGUGCGACAGAGCAGCCACCAUCGGCAGACUGAGGAGCUGCUGCUGAACUCGCAAACCUCUUCCAAGGCUGUAUUUGGGCAUUUGCUUCUUUCCACGACUUUCCAAGAGCAUUAAUUCCCCGAGACAGCGGGAAAUGUAAACAAAGCUUGCUGCGCGUGGGGAGCUCCUGUCAAACAGCAAGGGCAGAGUUUUCACUGGAUCUUCAAACAGCCUCCAAGUUAUUUAUACAGCAAGGCCAUGAUAAUUCCUGCCUUGCUCCCAGUGCCUCUGGAUUUCGGUUUCUAUGAUCAUUACGUGUCUUUCAGGCUCCCAGGGCUGUGCCUGGACUGCAAAUAGGGAUAGCCCCAUCUCCCACCCCCAUCAAGUAGCUCGAGAUGCUUUGGAGGGCAGCAGAUUUGCCAAUAUUUUCCCAGUUUCUAGAAAAGUCCAUGGGAUCAGUUGUAAAAUUUCAGUAUCCUACUGUCCAGGAUAAUUUAGGAAUAAGGAUAAGAGGGGAUCUUAUUUCAGUGGCACUGAUCCUGGAGUGAUAGCUGCAGGAUUCAGACUAUCACUCCAGUUUUUGGGGAUAUUUUAGGUAGAAGAGGAGUUCUGUGUGCUCAGAGUCAGAUUUGCCUUUCUCAACAAUUGGCCAAGGGUGAUAAAUCAAUAACAAAUAAAAAUAAAGCUCUCUAGGAUGUUUGAUCCUGUUCCGGAGUGUUUACCUCAUCUACACCUGGCAGCAAAGAGGCAACAUGAGGCCCUUAGAAAGAUCUUUAGGGAGAGCUGGAGUUUUAAAAUCUGCAUUUGGAUGAGAUGUAUUUCUUCUGUAAAGGAAAACUUCAAACUCUUGGACAGAGGGAAACAUUCCUGUACUUUUCCAGGGGAUCUGCAGGAAGAUAGCUCCAGCUUUGCUGGAGCAGAGCCCAGCCAGAGAUGUGCGACACAUCCCUACAGAAAUAAAAAUUCUUGUAGGAUUAAACCUCUCAGUUGGAGAAAGACUUGAUAAAUGAACAGCAAGUGUGUUUGGAUGUGGUAUUUAUGAAAUCACUCGAUGUUAUCUUGAAUAAAGAAAACAGUUUUAGUGGUGAAGAAUAACAGUGAGCAAAAGAAGUUUGGCUUGGACAGGCAUCUGCUGGAGAAAUUAUCUGUGCAGAUAAUUAGAGUGCGAAUUCUCUCUUUACACCACAGCCCUGGCUCAGCAAAAGGCACUUAAAAAAACAAAUUCACCUGCAGGACAAAUGAUGGAUGGGAAUUUCGAAGAAGAUCUAAAAUUCCUUUGUUGAAUUUGAAGGAUAAAGUAGUAGAGGGCUGAAAGCUGCUGCUGUAGAGGAGAGUUAGAUACCCCAUAAACUCACAGGAGGGCAGAGCCAAGAAUUCAAAGCCAGAACUGUAAAUUAUUCAGAGAAAAAAUAUGGAUGAAUUGGCUAAAACUCAUUUCCAAGGGUCAGCACUGAGUAUUCCACUUGUAUCUCCAGGCUUUAAAGGCAUUGUGAAGCUGUAAAUAAAAAUCCUCAUGGAUUUUUAUUCAGAAUAUGCAGGAAUAGCAUGCCCAUUCCCGCAGUUUAAAAUAUUGUAUGGUAAAGCUAAGUGUGUGUAUAUAUAUAUGUAUAUAUUGCAAAGCAUUUUUAUUGUAGCAGAGGUGUUUUUCAUCUUUUGCCUUUUUUAUUUGAAUGAGACAAUGUUAAUGGCAAAGGAGAUGGCAGCUUUUUUUCAUUUUUGUGCAAUAGGAAAGCCUGUUUUAAAAAACUUUACUGAAUGUCAAAUAAAAACAUUGCAAGUGAAAUUUUAAUUGCUGUUUUCCCUGGCUCAUUUGAAGUUCUCUGUUACAGAUUCUUCUUCCCUACAAUAAAACUUUAU
Molecule: messenger RNA, 3138 nt
Organism: Prinia subflava (tawny-flanked prinia)
Lineage: Eukaryota; Metazoa; Chordata; Aves; Passeriformes; Cisticolidae
Product: cysteinyl leukotriene receptor 1-like
Exons: 2
Coding region: 84-1124 (346 amino acids)
Biological process (GO): G protein-coupled receptor signaling pathway
Cellular component (GO): plasma membrane
Molecular function (GO): leukotriene receptor activity
Source: RefSeq, a predicted model, not a curated record